AUGCUGCCCGCCCCCACGUGCUGGGUGCAUGUGCGAGCUAUUGAGAUCACAGUCAAUCCCUACCAAUGGAAGACCAUGCUGGAGUUCUUCGACGACGCUCUCCAAGACACGCCCAUUCCCUCGGCCUGCAAGCUGCCUAAACGCAAUGGCUUACGACGCUACACGUCUGAGGUAGCACGCGAUGACGAAGACAGCCCUAGAGCCACACCCGACACAAAGAUAAUACUCAGCCACGCAACG
This is a messenger RNA of Sphaeroforma arctica JP610, 240 nucleotides long. RefSeq lists its product as hypothetical. NCBI's taxonomy places the organism in Eukaryota, Ichthyosporea, Ichthyophonida. The transcript is spliced from 2 exons. The annotation marks the transcript as partial. The record is from RefSeq and is a predicted model, not a curated record.